AAGGCUAUUUUUCAUAUUCGUGUGGUAGUUGAUGUUUGUCGAAAACAAAAACUCAAAGUGUGAUGUCUCGAUUCACCACAGUUCUAGCUGUAGCGGCUAUAGCGGUGGCAUUUUGGUACAUUUUUAACUGGCUGCAGCCUACGAAACCACCACAGCUAGAUCCCAACGCGUGGUGGGGACCGAUCGAGCUGAAAGGCAGAGAAGACAUUAGCAUAAGGCCCUUUGAAAUUAAAUUCGAAAAGAAGGUAAUCGACGAUUUGAAAUAUCGUCUCAAGAAUCAUCGACCCUUCGCCCCGCCACUAGAGGGUGUGACCUUCGAAUACGGCUUCAACACGGCUGCCCUAGAACCCUGGCUGAAAUACUGGGCCGAGGAGUAUAAAUUCGCUGACCGAGAAAAGUUCUUUAAUCAGUUUCCACAUUUCAAGACCAGCAUCAAGGGCCUGGAUAUUCAUUUCAUCAGAGUUAAGCCGCAGGUAUCUGCAGGAGUCCAGACUCUGCCCCUUCUUCUGUUACAUGGCUGGCCAGGUUCCGUCAGAGAGUUCUAUGAAGCCAUCCCCCUGCUGACCAGUCAAAAUUCUGGGUAUGAUUUUGCCUUUGAAGUCAUAGUCCCGAGUCUACCCGGAUAUGGUUUUUCUGAUGCUGCAGUGAGACCAGGCUUAUCUUUGCCGUACGUAGCAGAUAUCUUCAGAAUAUUAAUGAAAAGAUUGGGUCAUGAUAAAUUUUACAUACAAGGGGGAGAUUGGGGCGCAGCCAUUGCCUCGGCCAUGGUUACCCUAUUCCCUGAAGAUGUUCUUGGACAUCACAGUAAUUCAGCUGUUACACAGCAUCCUCACGCCCUGCUCAGAACUCUGCUUGGUGCUUUAAUACCGUCACUAAUAGUGGAAGAUCAUCUAGCCGAAAGAAUGUAUCCACUUUCAAAACAUCUGGCGUACUUGUUGGAAGAAUUCGGAUACUUUCACUUACAAGCCACAAAGCCUGAUACAGUAGGUGUUUCCCUGACGGAUUCUCCAUCAGGUCUUCUAGCGUAUAUUUUAGAGAAAUUCGCGGUUUGGACGCGCAAGGAGCACAAGUUUAAGAGUGACGGCGGUCUCGGCUUCAGGUUUAGCAAGGAAAAGCUGAUAGAUAAUCUAAUGGUCUACUGGAUUACCAACUCUAUUACAAGCUCAAUGAGAUUCUAUUCCGAAAACAUGAGUAACAAAUUCAGGGAAAUGAAUUUGGAAGCUUUUACAUCACCCGUUCCCACGUGGGCUCUCCAGGCCAGAGACGAGCUGGUCUAUCAGCCGCCUGCAGUUUUACGUGCGAAGUACCUGAAUCUCCUCAACGUGACGGUUUUAGACGACGGCGGACAUUUCUUGGCUUUGGAACUUCCUGAGGUGUUCGCGGAAGACGUUUUCAAGGCGGUUCACGCGUUCAAGCAGUGGCGUUCUACUCAUUCCAAGACUGAUCAUUAGUUUUUGACGUGACAACGUCUUAUAAUUCGAUGGAGCCGGCUGCACGCACGAAAAAGCAUGACUCAUUGAGGCGUUCCAUUUAAGGCUUGAAGUGCAAGCGAGAGCGCGCAACGAGCGACAAAGAGGCACAAUCGGCCUCCGCGUUCGGCAGCGUUCGACAUCUGUCUCUCUCCUACUUGAGCGAGCGAUGCAUCCGCGUGGACAGCUGCUAUACAAUAAUACAUAUUUACAUGUUUUCGUCAAGUAUGAAGUUCAGUGAAAAGUGAAUGUGGUGUCAAUUGUUUAUAGCAACGAUAAUUGCGAUAAUUGAAAAAUUUAACCCAUUCAUCAGUAUUUUCUUAUGACGUUGUCACGUUCAACUGUCGUCAGUAAACCGACUUUACAGACAACCGAUUUUUUUAAUAAAAAGUUUUCGUCUA
Bombyx mori (domestic silkworm) is the source of this 1870-nucleotide messenger RNA. RefSeq names its product juvenile hormone epoxide hydrolase-like protein 5 (gene jheh-lp5). Gene Ontology annotation, molecular function: epoxide hydrolase activity. Lineage: Eukaryota; Metazoa; Arthropoda; Insecta; Lepidoptera; Bombycidae. The record is from RefSeq and is marked provisional. Gene Ontology annotation, biological process: epoxide metabolic process.